ACCCGGAAGCUGGAGGUGUAAACUGGGUUUCGAGUGUCCUGUGUGUAGAUUUGUUUGUUUUACAGUAUUUAGGAAAUAUUUUUUUUUUAUGAACUCGUUUGUUGCACGUCUUUCUGUUUAUGGUUUCUUUUACUUCCGGUGUGCUCUGAGCUUCAUGUUUGUUUAUUGCCCUGAAGUCAUAAUGGAUGAGUGAGUGAGUGAGUGAGAGAGAGAGAGAGAGAGACUGGGGUUAAUCAUUCCUCUUUAUUACCCCUGUAGUGAUUUAGAGAGAGAGAGAGAGAUGGCGGAGGCUGAAGAUGAUUUCCCUGAGCAGGUUGAUGAUGCGGAACUUUCACUGCAGGGAAUUAACAUGCUGCUGAACAACGGCUUUAAAGAGAGCACAGAGCUGUUCCACAGGUACAGGAAUUACAGCCCUCUGAUGAGCUUUGGUGCAAGUUUCGUCAGUUUUCUGAAUGCCAUGAUGACGUUUGAAGAGGAGAAGAUGCAGGUGGCAUGUGAGGACCUGCGAGCCACAGAGAGACUGCGCGAGUGCGACAGCGCUGGCGUUAUCGAGGCAAUCAAGAACAAGAUCAAGAAAAAUCAGGCGGAAGGUCAGAGGUCAGAGGUGACCGUGAUCGAUCGGCUGCAGAGGCUCAUCAUAGUGGCUGACUGUCAGGUUUAUUUAGCCGUGCUGUCCUUUGUCAGACAGGAGCUCUCAGGAUAUAUAAAAGCUGGCUGGAUUCUUCGUAAGGCUUGGAAAAUGUAUAAUAAGUGCUAUAAUGAGAUCACCCGGUUACAGGAAGUGUCCCAGAGGAGGUGCUCAGCACCACAGGGGGCACUUUCUUUUGAUAGUAGUCCGAAUGCCUCAGUGCCUGAUCCGACAGCAGGCUGCUCCGGCCAACCUGAACCCAGGCAGGAUUGUUCGCUGGCUCCUGUCUCAGAGGGGUCACAUUCUCCCAGUCAGCUUAACAACGGCCACAAAGCUUCCUCCAGUCGGUCCAAACACAAGCUGAAAUCUCAGCCGCGGCUCGAUCACAGCGUGACCGCAGAGUCUCUGAGUCGACUCAAGGGUUCAGUCAGCUUCGGCUACGGCCUGUUCCACCUCUGCAUCUCUAUGGUGCCUCCUCACCUGCUGAGAAUCAUUAACCUGCUGGGAUUCCCCGGCUCGCGGCAGGAGGGGCUCAGCGCCCUCACGUACUCCAGCGAAAGUAAGGACAUGAAGGCCCCUCUCUCUACACUGGCCCUGCUGUGGUACCACACAGUCGUACAACCCUUCUUUGCGCUGGACGGCUCCGAAACAGAGGCAGGACUUCAAGCUGCGAAAGACUUGCUUCAGAAGAAAGAAGCCGAAUAUCCAAACUCCUCCCUCUUCAUCUUCUUUAAGGGGCGAGUGCUGCGCCUCGAGUGUGAGAUCAGCAGGGCUUUAACAUGCUUUAACAAUGCCUUGGAGCUGGCUUCAGAGCAGAGGGAGAUCCAGCACAUCUGUCUGUAUGAGAUUGGUUGGUGCAGUAUGAUCGAGCUGAGCUUCUCUGAAGCGUACAAAGCAUUCGAGCGUCUGAGGACCGAGUCACGCUGGUCCCAGUGCUACUACUCCUACCUCACUGGAGUGUGUCAGGGAGCUGCAGGUGAUCUGGACGGAGCUUGUAGCGUACUGAAAGAUGCUGCUCGGCUUUUCAAGAGGAAGCACAAUCAGAUUGAGCAGUUUUCCAUGAGCAAGGCUGAGGAUUUAAGGAAGCCCCGGCCUUCAAAAGAGCGAUGUACUAUGGCUGCUAUCGAGGUUCUGUACCUUUGGAAAGCUCUUCCAAACUGCUCCAGUGUCAACCUGCAGCUCAUGAUUGAAGUUCUAAAGCAGAUGGACGGCUCGUCGUAUUGUGGACUGAAGCACCUCCUGCUGGGGGCCGUGCACAAAAGUCUAGGGGAUAACGCAAACGCAAUGCAGUGUUUUCAGGUGGCUUUUAGAGAUGAAGAAGGGCGUGUCAGUAACUCGUACGUGCAGCCUUAUUCGCUCUAUGAGCUGGGAUGUGUGCUACUGGAAAGCCCUGAGUCUGCAGCCAAAGGAAGAGCUCUGCUUCUUCAAGCCAAGGAGGACUUCUCGGAGUACGAUUUUGAGAACAGGCUCCACGUGCGAAUCCACACAGCUUUAGCUUCACUUCAAGCAACGGCGCCGCAAUAACUCCUCCUUCCUGAGGCUUUUUUUCCCCUCAGAAACACACAAGCCAGCAAAAAAAUAAAUAAAUAAUUCUGAGGCGAAAUUCAGAGGAAGGAGCGCUGCUUCGGAUUGUUACUGCUGAUUGCUGUAAACGGUAUUUUUUGGGUUUUUUUCUUUCUUUCUUCCUUCCUUUUUUCCCUCCCCCCUCCUAAGCGCACUUUAUAUUUUUAUUUUGGAUGAAGAGAAACGGUCAGUUUUAAUAUAGAGUUCUACAUUGUGAAAUCUCUCAUCAGGAAAGUCAGGUGUCGCUCAGCUGCUGUUUGGAAAGUCCAGUCACAAAGCACAUGAUUUCCGAUUUAUGGAUUGUAUUAUGUUUGUUUAAACUCGUGCCUGUGAGAUACUCAAAAGCAUUACGGUGAGUAGUUUAUUUUACUGAGUGGUUUUGGGUCAGUAAUCUGAUACCUGGCCAUGCAUGUGGUCUCAAAGUGUUGUUCGUCAUAAUCAUCAUGUGCUAAAAUGCCAGCAAACAAAAAUGUUGCCAGAUUGGUGCAGCAGAUCACACGUCCUAAACUGCAGGGUUUAUAAUUCACUCAUGCAGCUCACGGUUGGGUACGGAAGCCGAGAGAGGCCCUUCAUAUAAUCCUUUUUUUUAUUCACCUUGUUAUCCCGAGAUAACAACAUUAAUUAAUUCAGGAUCUCGAGAAAACAACACAACUAAUUCGAGAUCUCGAGAAAACAAAACUGUUAUUCCGAGAUCUCGAGUAAACAGCUGAGAAAUGGUUCAUUCAGGUGCGCCAAGAGACUUGUGAUAUGCUGACUUUGGGGCUAUUUCUCAUUCUGUAUAGACGCAACUUUGGUCAUUAGAAUGUCUGGAAUAAUCGAUCACCUAAUAAGGCAAUAUUUUGAUCAGGGGUUGACACAGGGAGAGAUUGCAUUAAGUCUUUUAAUAAGGGAUAAUUUCAAAAUUAUUCCGCGGCACCUCUGCAGAAGACUGGCCCGGCUUCGUCUCAGCUCUGCUAGAAAUCUCAGCUGUUUUCUCGAGAUCACGGAAUAAUUGUUUUGUUUUCUCGAGAUCUCGAAUUAAUUAUGUCGUUAUCUCGGGAUAACAAGGUGAAUAAAAAAAGAUUAUAUGACGGGCCUCUCUUGGCUUCCGUAGUUGGGCAGCUACAUGUUGUUGUUUUUUUUGUUGUUUUUUUUAAACCAAAGUCUACAAAGUGUCUGCUUAGGCAUCCUGAUAUUUAACAGUUAUUCCACAAAAUCGAGUCGUACGUGAGCUGAUGGCUGACAAGGCGCAUAGCACUGAGAUUGAGUGGAAUAACUGUUUUUUUUAUUCUAUCCACAUUCACUGGAGUUUCAGAAACGGAGCAUUUUUAUUUUUCGCAAAUUCAAUAAAUAAAAACUUGAAACAAAAUGCCGACAAAAUAAUUUCCGCUUCGAACGUAAACAAACCGGCGAAAUGACGGCAGCAAUUUGUGAAAAAUGCGAUGAGAUGUAAAAAAAAAAAAAAAGAUACGUUUUUACCAUCAAAUACUUUUUAUCCUUUUUUUUGUAUUUUUGGGCUUUUGUUUUCAAGUAGAGUUUUUAUUUCGUCCUCGGUUGGUUCAGCAACACGCGCCGCCAUUUUUUUUUUUUUCCCUUUACUCACGGUAUAUGAGCUGAUUAUCCUAGUAGUAGCCAAUCAGAGCGCACGAUUUCUCAUAUCCAGUGAAUGUGGAGAGAAUCAUAUUUGAUUGCCUGUGAAUCCUGAAAUAUUUGUUGUUCUACGAACAAAAUGGAAAAUAAUGCCAGAAAGGACGUUAUCUGAUAUGUAUACCUCAUCGACCGACGAUGUAUCACUGAUUACUGCUACAUUUACGAGGAAACUAGUCUGUUACCUGUGGUUAGCUAAAAAUAUCUUUAAGUGUAUGUGGGGGAAAAAUUAAAAAAAAAAAAUCAGGCCUUCCUUCAUUUUACAGUACAGUAAGUAUGUAUUGUUUAAUCGGUAGGUACUUGGUAAUUAAUUAUAAGUAGUUUUUUAAAAAUUGUUUACAUAUAGAAUUUUGAUAUACCACGUAAUAAUUUUUGAUAAAAAUGACCAGUUUUUUGUAGAAGAGCAUUGGCACCGUAAUGCAAUACUUGGUCAGAUUGUAAUUGUAAUCAUGCAGGAGCAAAUCAUGUGGCGUAAUCUUUAAUUUAUAAACAACUUCUCAUCUGAAUAUUUUAACAUUACAGUGAACGGUGUGAAAAAUACCAGGUAUACGAUGUACUUAAAGAUUCAGUACACAACGUCGCAUCAGAUAUUCCAGCAUACUGACCUGUUAAAUAAUAUGUAGUUACUGUACUGAUAAAUGAAGUAUUACUCAAGAUGGUACUAUUGGGUUCAGCUGAGGAAACAGGAAGUGAAAUUCAUGUUGAAGUGCACUAUUCGGACUUCAAAGUGCACAGUUACAACAGUUACAGUAUAUCCUGUACAGAGGGAAAUAACCUGGUGGAGGCAGCUGUGUCUGGUUUUUUUUGUUUUUUUUAAAGGGCGGGGAUUGGUUUCAUCAUGCUCAGCAGUAGCAUGUACUUUAUUAUAGUAUUAUAGAAGUGCUGUUCUUGACCUUCAGUUUGGAAAAAUAAACAAUGGACAGGUUAAGGAAA
This is a messenger RNA of Neoarius graeffei (lesser salmon catfish), 4750 nucleotides long. RefSeq names its product tetratricopeptide repeat protein 39C-like. Gene Ontology annotation, molecular function: protein binding. NCBI's taxonomy places the organism in Eukaryota, Metazoa, Chordata, Actinopteri, Siluriformes, Ariidae. The transcript has 14 exons. Gene Ontology annotation, biological process: otolith morphogenesis; cilium assembly. The record is from RefSeq and is a predicted model, not a curated record. Bases 281 to 2152 code for a protein of 623 amino acids.